AUGUCAAGCGACGGUGAUACGAUAAGAGUGGAAUGUCGAAUAUGCUCGAAAAUGUAUUCGUUUAUCGAAAUGCAACAAAUAUUGCCGUGUUUCCACUUGUUUUGUGAAGGAUGCAUUACCAUCUUGACAUCUUAUCAAAAAACUUGUCCGGCAACAAAUUGCUAUUCGCAAAUUCGUGUUGCUUUAACAGAUCCUCUUACACUUACCAUAAAUUAUUGUGAUAAUAUUAUGUGUCCAAGAAAAUUAUCACAAUUUGAAUCUACUCGUCUAAUUGCAUGUCAACAUGAACUUUGCACAGCAUGUCUGGAGGAAUCAUUACAACGACAACCACCUACUUGCAUUAUCGAAAAUUGUAAUCGGAACAUUGUUGAAGUGGAAGAUGCAUAUUCCUGUGAUAAUUGUAAUAAACAAACCGAUGAUCCGAAGACACUGAUUGCUACCAAUUGUUGCAAAUGUCAUUUUUGCGAGCAAUGUGUUGAAAAUCGGGUGAAUAUGGGUUCAUUAAACAAAGAAACGCUGAUAUGUACCGAUGGAAAAUGUUUGUCAAAAAAGAAAAUUGAAAGUGGAGAGGUACAAGUGAAGUGUAAGGUGAAGAAUGAUUGUGAACGUAUAGCUCUCAAUGGCUUUCCAUCAAAUUCAGAAUGCAGUCAUGAUGUAUGCAUUGAAUGUCUCACCGAUAUGAUUUCUGAUUGCGAAGCAAGCGGGGUAGUCCCAAUGUGUCCUCAUCCAUUAUGUCGUCAAUAUUAUACGAUUGAAUCGGUGAAUGCAUUACGUGCACUCUUCCCACAAAAAGCUGAAUUCUUUCAACGAUUUGAUUUAAGCGAACGAAAAACGGAACUUUUUUGCAGAGAUGACUCUGUUACAUUCGUGGAUCUUUCGUCUGAUUUUGAUUUCGCAUCAAGACUUAUGACAGUACGCGUAAUGGCUGAUAGUGAUGAAGAAGCGGAAGAAAUUUUAAUUUACGAUAAGCAGGGUACUAUUGGUGAUUUUAUUCGUGAAAUUCGUCGUGUUCUUAAAAUACUGCCGUAUGAAAAAAUAUAUGGCUAUUUCAUUAAACGUGAGGAUAAUGGUAAGGAUGACAAUGAAGCAGAUCAAGAGAUUGCCAUUGAUGCUGCAUCACUGGCUAAACGUAUUAGCGAGUUACAGCUUACCUCAACCUCUAUUGUUCACGUUGAUACUGCUGGCAUUGUACAAC
This is a messenger RNA of Acanthocheilonema viteae, 1195 nucleotides long. NCBI's taxonomy places the organism in Eukaryota, Metazoa, Nematoda, Chromadorea, Rhabditida, Onchocercidae. The record is from the annotation of a GenBank genome assembly.